AGAAAAUCGUGAGAGAGAAACACGUGACCGGAAGUAAGAACCUCACUGUUUUGUUUAUGUUACUUGGGGUAGCUACUCGACUAGCAUUCCUCAAAAUGUCAAAAAUAGAGUUGCUGAGAUUGUUUCUCAACGAAAGAUUGACAGCUGCUGCUGAUGAGAUAUUUGGAACAAUUGAAAAGACAAUUAUAGAGUACCAGGAAGAAGUUUCCCGCACGAAAGAGGAGAACAGCCGUCUACGGGGGAUGCUAAGGUUACAAAAAACAGACCCCCAGCCGCUGACUGUCUCUGAUGAGGAUCUUCCCCCUGAACAGCAGCACUGUGAGCAGCAGUGGAGCCCUAGUCUGGAACCGGAUGGUCCGGAGGCCACACAGAUUAAAAAGGAGCAGGAGGAACUCCGGACCAGUCGGAGGGAAGUGCAACUCCAAUGGCUAGAGUCUGGUACCAAAGACUUCACAUUCAGUCCUUCCUGUUUGAAAAGUAACUAUGAUCCGAUUCAGAACCCAACUCAUUCAUCGCAUCUUCACCAAGUACAAAGUGAGGAAAGCAGAGAGAACCCAACUCAUUCAUCACAUCUUGACCAAAUACAAAGUGAGACAAACAGUGAGAACCCAAGUCAGUCCUCAUACCUUCACCAAAUAGAAAGCGAGGAAGACGGAGAGAACCCAGCAGCUCAGUCCUCAUAUCUUUACCAAAUACAAAGUCAGGAAAACCGAGAGAAGCCAUGGCAAUGCCGUGUUUGUGACAAAUGUUUCAGCAAUAUUCAUCAUCUGAAAGCGCACGUGAGGAGUCACACAGGGGAGAGACCAUAUAAGUGUCCUAUAUGUAGAAAAUGCUUUAUGACAACAAGCGCAUUGAAUAGGCAUCAGACAAUUCACACUGAUGGAAAACCGUUUAGGUGUAAUUAUUGUGGCAAAUCCUUCAAAUGGAUGAACUCCCUUGGAAGGCACAUACGGAUUACCCAUGAGAGGGAGAAUAUAUGACAGCACCUUGUGUGGGGAAAGGGCAACAGUUGUUAUGAAAAAGUUACAUCCUGAUGCUUUUUAUUAUAUUUCCAUAUAAUAUGCCAUAUGCUAUUGCCAUAUAAUUACACUAUAACAAAAUAGAACACUAUGUUAUGGUUAAUUAUAGGGGCGUCAGGGUAGCCUAGUGGUUAGAGCAUUGGACUAGUAACCGGAAUUUUGCAAGUUCAAAUCCCCGAGCUGACAAGGUACAAAUCUGUCAUUCUGCCCCUGAACAGGCAGUUAACCCACUGUUCCUAGGCCGUCAUUGAAAAUAAGAAUUUGUUCUUAACUGACUUGCCUAGUUAAAUAAAGGUAAAAUAAAUAGGAUAUCUAUGGCUAUUUUGUGUGUGUUGUCUUUUACAUGUUUGUAACCACUUUCCCAGGGACUGCAGAUGGAAAUAUGUCUUGAUCAAUGUGCGUUGUCUUUGUCAAAUAAAUCAAAUGAGGUCAAGAUUUAGAGGCGUAUCUUGCACCUGUCUGUGCAUAAAGAUUGUUUUUGUCAUGUUCAUAUGGUGUAAUGUCAUGUCACAUCUGUUUUGACCAUUUCCUCCAGUGAUCACAAGAUCCAAAACAUUUUCCAUAUGCCUACAUUACUGUCCUUUUUUUUUUAUACCUCAGUGAUCUUUCUAAUGUGCACACCUGAUGGCAAAAAAUAAAUAAUCAACACACCAAA
Oncorhynchus keta (chum salmon) is the source of this 1674-nucleotide messenger RNA. Its product is annotated as zinc finger protein 45-like. The transcript is spliced from 2 exons. Gene Ontology annotation, cellular component: nucleus. Lineage: Eukaryota; Metazoa; Chordata; Actinopteri; Salmoniformes; Salmonidae. Bases 57 to 980 code for a protein of 307 amino acids. The record is from RefSeq and is a predicted model, not a curated record.